UCAGUCUACAGUAUCAAAUGUACAGUACUAACUCGUUAUACGUUAAUACGCCUGAGUCUCUUCGCCAAGAAUAUCCAGAAAAAUGAAUUUCGUGGCGUUCGGACUUAUCUUAAUCUGUUGCCAUGUUUGCGCGAAUAAAAACAACAAUAAUUUUUUAGCUAGAGGGACCUACGAGCAAAGAACACCGUUAAAAGAUUUCCUCGAAAAUAAAGUAAAGCGCAUCAUGCAAAAUGGAGAUAGUACGUUUGGAAUUCCGGUUCUUGAUCCGUUUAUUGCGGAUAAACUCUUUGGGUUUUUGUCAAACGUCAAUGUAACUGGCUUGUCCGCGUAUGAAGUUAACGACGCUGACUUCAGUAUAUUUACUCUGAAGUUCAACCUCGACCUAAACUGGCCAUUGAUAACCGCAAGAGCCAAUUAUUCUAUCAAAAACAACAAAAACGCCAAAAUUAAUGGAAAGGGAGGAAUAGAAAAACGGACAUAUCCAAAUUAAUGAAAUCAAACCAAUGAAUAUUGCCUUGGGAGCAUUUGACUUUCACGUGCUGGAUCUCUACAAAGAUGACAAAAAGAAUGCUGAAUUAAGUAAGAUGAUCUCUGAUAUGGUACUUAAGCUGAUCAAU
Molecule: messenger RNA, 617 nt
Organism: Trachymyrmex septentrionalis
Lineage: Eukaryota; Metazoa; Arthropoda; Insecta; Hymenoptera; Formicidae
Exons: 6
Coding region: 83-490 (135 amino acids)
Source: RefSeq, a predicted model, not a curated record